Messenger RNA from Varroa destructor (honeybee mite), 8223 nucleotides. Its product is annotated as endoribonuclease Dicer-S-like. NCBI's taxonomy places the organism in Eukaryota, Metazoa, Arthropoda, Arachnida, Mesostigmata, Varroidae. The record is from RefSeq and is a predicted model, not a curated record. Gene Ontology annotation, biological process: siRNA processing; pre-miRNA processing. Gene Ontology annotation, molecular function: ribonuclease III activity; RNA binding; ATP binding.
CGUGCAAGCUUGGGCCAGGCCUUCCCCGGCCGCCUCCAACACCGCCCCCUUCCAGGGCGUCUGUUAAGCACAGUUCACAUGCAGUCCCUUACUCUUCGUUGUGAUCGUUCUUCCUGCCGGAACUCGCCAGCGGGCGUACCGGCAAGCGUAUCGGUCAUCAACGCCAACAAUGAUACGAGUAACGAACGCUCAUCUCCGUUCGAUAGAAAUUGACUCGUCGUACACCAGAGUACACUAAUAUCUGAUAUGAAAUUGUUCGUCACACCUAAUAAGUUCUAAAUAAUCAGCACAUUCAAUACACAUGAAUAUUACGCCCCACCUUCGGCGUGCAUAGAUAAGGUUCUCGGUUAAUCGAAACUUGGUUUGUCUACAGGAUAUUCCUAUUUUUCAUUUAGCGAGUCACAUGGUCUGAGCCUUGUACGCAGCCCUACCAUUACGAGUGUUUCCGCACCAAUGUAAGUCAAAAUACAUUAGCCUGUCCUCGUUGCAGUCCACCGACACGAAACAUCGUAAGUUCUGUUCAGCGGAGUGUUUCUUUAUCCGUGCCUUUUUCGUUUGGCAACGUUUAAGCCGAAUGUCUGAUUGAACCACUUUAGAUUCUGCAUAAACUUUUCACAUUACAGUACUAUAUCCAUAACGUUAUGUCGUUUGUUUAGAACAGACUUUGUGCUUCUCAUUGACACUAAAAUUGGACACGGUGACGCAACAGUGAGUAGCUACAGCACUCCGGAUUAGAGCUGACAAACUGGCCCGAUUUCUCCCGUCCUUCCUGAGCCACACUCAGACUCAGUCGUGAACAGUUUCCAACCGUUACGUGAACGUCUAACGUCUCUAUUCCACCGCUGAGAUUCUCAGUGUUAACGGUGAAAACAAAUAACUGCUAUGUCGCAGGGACCUCGACACUAGUAUCGUGUCGAACACCUUCCUUAAGCCGAGCCCAAAAUACAUAUACGCCUCAGCAGAUUGGCCGUUCUCGCUUGCCCAUAUGUUGUCUGCUAGCCCCGUCUUUUACGGCUUCUCUAAUAGUGUUGCCUGUUGUUGGCGCUCGGGGGUGCCGGUUCCAUCGAGUGACAACUGCCCCCGAUUAAUCAAAAGUCCGAUCAAGUAGCAACGGUCGCCGUAGCUUUUUUCCACAAAACUUAUAUUUCUCGUAAAUACCAUUCACUACAGCACUAAGAAAACUAGUGUAGUCAUUCGAUUUGCGCGUUGUACGAACUCGCUGUCUAUGUCGGGUUACUCCUCCAUUCUACCACAGCCACACGACAGGGCGGACGUUGGUACAUACGUAGAAACAAGGUAAGAAAAGCCUGUAUUAUGUAUUAUGCAUUAAUCAGACAGUAAACAAGAGACCAUCACUACCAGCAGCAGAGUAUUCAGUUUAGCAGCGCUUCAUCGCUCUCCACCGCCGUUUUUCUCUGUCGCAGCCUUGCUACUUAAUGACUACUAGUGUAACAACAGCAACACCUCGAUCUGUGGACAUUAUCUGUAUAUUGAAAGUCCCCGUGAUAGCGCACUCGAUUACGCGUUUGCCUGGUAAAGUGAAUGCACGUGAUGGUGUAGGUUCGAAUCCGGACUUAUGCACACUUUGUUUCGAACUGAUACCCAGUUGUUCUAGUAAUGCCUAACAGCUUAAAUACUGGACAUAAAACGCAAACAGUUUCUGUCAGUAUACGAGAAACAAAUGACCAGACCAGCUGAUCAGCGGUUAGACAGCGGCAUAGAAGUCGCCAUCUUGCAAUCGAAUACUGACGACGAAGAGCGGCUCUGGGGCGGCUGUUGCAGGAGAGGCUGAUGGAAUCAACUCGCCUCGACAAGUCGAUGUUGUUGAUUACCAUUGGCCGUUGCAACCCUUGCCACAAGUGAUAUCAGUGGUGGGGAAGGCUAUCCGUGACGCUGCGGCUGGCUGCAGUUGUCGCUAUCUGAAAUUGGCUGCAAGAGAAGCUAAAUCCGCUAGAGGUCGGAAAGCACAAGCUUUUCUUCAAUAUCAGCUGACAGCCGAAGCUGACGAAAAUUCAGCCAUCAUAAUAAAAAUAACGAGAGUAGCAGAAUACGAAUAAGAAAAGGUGGCUCUAACAGAAGUUAACAUGUAUAAAGUGGAGUCCGCUGUCUGGAUUAAUUCGUCGGCUUCGUUGGGACGACUGUGGCGACCGAACGAAUUAUGGACGAUCUAGCUCUGCAAUAGACAUAUGAAGUUAUUCUACUUAUCACUGGUAAUGUCAGGUAGUAAAAAAAACGUGAAAUAUAGUGGUCUUCUGCUAACUUCCGUUAGACACAUACUACUGCAUGGUUCAAUAAACUUCAGCUUUGUCACGAGAAUUACAAAGUCCUUUGCAUAACAUUUAGCUACAUUGAUUUGAGUAGUACUACAAAGAUCACAAAUCGAAUCUUUUUAGGAUAGUCACUGCUUGGUUAUCUAACAUAACAUAGCAGAGCUGUACGCCACUCGUCAUCACCGUCAUCUUUCAGCUUCCUGCUAUUUAAUGCAUAAAAAUCCAAACGAUACUACUUCCGUUGCAGAGUUCGUCGCGCUUGAAUAACGAAUGCGGCCGCAGUUUUGGCAAGCACCAGCCCAAGCUCUCAAUUUAUUGCUGCAGAAAAUAAAUAGUUACCAAAAGUAUUUUCUGGUGCCUGUUACUAUCUCCGGCAACAGUUUGACAGCAAUAUUAUUGAACAGAAAAAUGGCCGAAGCUAAAAGGUACGAGCACGCAGCCCGCGACUACCAAGUAGAGAUUCUUGAGAAGACGCUUGAGCAGAAUGUUAUCAUCUGCCUUGGCACCGGCUCCGGGAAGACCUUUAUAUCGGUAAUGCUUAUCAAGGAGCUUCUAUAUGAAACAUACUCAUGCUUUGAGGCAGGGGGGAAACGAAGCGUCUUUCUUGCACCAACCGUAUCAUUGGCGAAGCAACAAGUAAACUACUUGAAGAAAUUUCUAGACGCCGAAAUUGGCGUAUACGUUGGAUUAGAUGUAGACCUAUGGACAAAAGCCGUAUGGACAGUUGAAUUUUCGGCUCACAAUGUGCUCGUAAUGACUCCGCAGGUGUUUCUUAACAUUCUCAACUUCAACUAUGUCCAACUCUCCAGCGUCAACCUGCUGGUCCUAGAUGAGUGUCACGCCGCAAGUGGCAAGGCUCCCUAUGUCCAGAUCAUGCAGAACCAUUAUAAGGACCUUGAAGAGGGAAAGCGGCCUAAAAUACUUGGCUUGACGGCAUCAGUGCUUAAUCGCAAGGUCAAACCAACUAGCGUCCAGAAGGAAGUGCGCGAACUCUGCUCUCGUCUUAACUCAAAAAUAGUCACUUCAGUCGAUGCGAUCAGUUACGGUACAAAGCCAACUGAGAUCAUCGUAAGCUACAACGAAAUUCCACCUGUGCAAAUCCAGGUCCAUGUAUCUCCUUGUGAUGCUAGCGUUUUUUGUGCGCCUAACGGCGAGAACUCCUUGGUAGCACAAAUCGAGCGUUUACUCAGAGAAGUUGGACCGUUUGGUGCUUUAAAGUCUAUAGAGCAUCGAAUUCAUAUUACUAAAAAUUUACUCGAAAAUUCAUUAGCUGAGUCACACGUAAUCGGCACAUACAAAACUAUUUUAGUGAGUCUUGAGCGCGUAGAAGCUAGUUUGAAAGCGUGGUCAACAAACGUACGAUGCGGCUUUCAGAAGAAUCAAUACCCAGUGGUGAUUCCUCCCGAUCUGCGAAAUAUACUCGUUGAUCCAUUACAGUAUUCGUUCCCACCAAAGGUGCAUCGGCUUCUUGAAAUGUUCCGUUCAUUUGAAAGGAGUAACAUAACGCUAUGUUGUGUUGUCUUUGCCCAAGAGCGUUACACAGUGUUCAGCCUGUGGUGUGUGUUAUCAAUGCUAAGUCGACGCUGCCCGAACCGGUAUGGAUACAUUCGCCCAGGAUUUAUCAUGGGCCAGGGAAUUAUGUCACAAUUCAGCAAUACCCAGUCGAAGAUCAUGAACUUCGUUGAUGAACGCGAAACAACUGAUAGCGACCAGCACGUUCUUAAUGAUUUUCGAGAAAAACGACUUAAUGUUCUUGUUGCCACGGCGGUUAUUGAAGAAGGGAUCGAUAUCCCUUAUUGUAACCUUGUCGUCCGUUUCAAUGAGCCAAUAAAUCUGCGAAGCUACGUUCAGAGCCGAGGGAGGGCACGAAGUAGGCCGUCAGUUUAUGCCGUCAUGUGUCCAAGGAAUACGGUCCACAAGAUGUCAGUAGCUCUACAGCAAUUAAAGGAGUCUGAACUUAACGUAUUGGUGCUUUGCCUGCAAGAUAAUAUGGAUAUUGAUAGUGCCGACAUGGAAAAGGCACUUCGCGAUGACCCGGACCUGCCAACAUUGUUCGCCUUUCCAAACAAGCCACGUGAUUCAGCGAUCAUCACCGCGCAGUCGGCACGUACUAUCUUGCAAUGGUACUGUGAUCUGUUAAGCGAUGACCGUUUCAAAGUUUUAAAACCUAAAUUUCAAUAUACGACCAUCAAAAGUGAUGCUUAUGGCCACAAAAUACGGUGCAACAUCGAACUCCCCAGAGAGUCUAAACUUUUUGGCCAACAAAUAUAUGGAAAGUUUCUCGAAAAUAAGAUAAAGGCGAAAAUUUCUGCCGCGUUAGAAGCGUGCAAGCGACUGUAUGAUGUCGGUGAACUCACAGAAAACCUUAUACCGAAAAGGAGACCUCCGGCUAACACGUACGAGUGGACCGACGAAGAGGUCUCAGAUGAAAUCAAAGCUCUUUUCAAGAACAAUACGAUCACACAAGACUCUUCAAUCACCUGUGGCAGAGCCCAAGCCAGUCAGUUGAAGACUUGCCCAAUUCCAAGACUUCCGGCUUGUGCUAAAGUGUUUGCCUUUCGCAUCACUCUUCAUGAGCCAUUCGUCGAUGAGAAUUAUCAUGGAAGAAUAUUCAAUGUGGGAAAUGAGCCGUUAUGUUUUGGUAUUCUCACAUUUAACACUGAGGAUGUGGGAACAAUCCCUGAUUUCCCUUUGUUUACUAAAGCAGGCGUGGAAACAGUGCGCGUUGAACAGAUUCACGACGUAUUCAUCACAGAGGUACAGUGGAGUAUAUGCAGCUUAUUUCAUCGAUACAUGGUGACGCGUGUUCUCCGCAUUGCUGGGGUUGAGUGCGAUCCAUUUGCCGCCCCUGCUAUCGUUCCAAUUUCUGGUAACAAGUUGAAUUAUACAUUGAUGAAUAUGCUAAGGAACUCCACGGAUUUUACUUUAAGUAUCGAUUCUGUAGUUACCGUUACCAGUGAGCUAAAUGAACGAGAAACAAAAAGAUCCUACUUCGUGGGGGAACUUUUUCAAGAAGAUGGCAUGUUAACAGUAUCUCUGCUGGGUAUGCCUAGAAAUAUUGAUUACGUCGCAUGUCACCAUAGAGUUAAAACGAUGUACAAAGAGGAAACACCCGAUGCGAUUAAGCGAAGAUACGCCAAACACAGGAAUGAUAUUUGUGUUGAACUGCUGACUGCUUCACAGUGGUCCAAGGGACUUUCUGUAGCAUCAUGUCUGUAUCGGCUCAACCGACUAUUAGUUGCUGAAAAUAUCCGAAUGAACAUUGUACAUGCCGGAAUUGGGAAGGCGAUUCAGGAAGCAAGUUCUAUGAGAUACGAACGACUUUCAAACGAUUCACGAUCGUUUCGAUCAAAAGACAAUAUCAGAUUGGAUGGUAUCACCUUUAUUCUUGAUGAGCCUAUUGAUUCUUCGGGACCUUCUGCUAUCGACAUCUAUACAGCGCUUUCGCCACGGUCGGCAAAUGAUAUUGUUGACUCCGAACGGUAUGAGGUAAUUGGAGACUCGUAUCUUAAACUUGUGGUCACCCUAGACCUUUUCGGCAGGUUUGAUUCAAAAGAUGAAGGAUAUUUGACUCAACAACGAUGCCGCCUCGUGUCUAACAUGCAUCUCGUGACCCUUGCCGUACCACACAAAAUUCAAGAUGCAGUGGAAAGCCUGCAGUUCUGUGCCAGAGCGAACUUCUUGCCGCCGGGAUGUAAAACAGCUGACGGUCAUCAGGAUAUGAUCGUACAGAAAUACAAGAGCAAGAUUUGCGCAGAUUCCGUCGAAGCGUUAAUAGGUGUGUAUCUUGAAAAGUCUGGAGCUAACGGAGCACUAAAUUUUCUGAACUAUUUAGGUCUGAAGUUAGAUUGUAGAACAUCUGGCUCGUUCGUCUCGAGGUUUAAUCUUAGCUCUUGGACCGAACCUGAAGCUGAGCUUGUAUCUCGUUAUUUGCCGAGGUUCAAACGCCAAUUGUACGAAGUGCAAACAAUUUUAGACUAUCAAUUUUCGAAGCCAUUACUGCUAUUGGAAGCUAUCACCCACCAAUCCUAUACACGCAAUUGUUUGACGCGGUCCUAUGAGCGACUCGAAUUUCUAGGCGACGCCGUCGUCGAUUAUUUGGUGUCACGUUAUCUAUACUAUAAUUGCCCUCAGCUUAGCCCAGGCGAGUUGAGCAACUCCCGUGCAGCCCUCGUUUGCAACACUACGUUAGCUCGCGCCGUCACGAAUCACCAGCUGCAUAAGCACUUGCUCCAUCAGUCGCCUGUACUUCUCAGGCUGACUGAAUGCUAUUUGGCGGCGUUGGAGAAGGGCGUUUUGGACGAGGUACUCAUUUGUGAAGAUGAUUCGGACGACGUUAGCGCUGUCGAUGUGCCAAAACCUCUUGGAGAUCUGUUUGAAAGCCUAAUAGGCGCAGUUUUUCUCGACACUGCUAUGAAUUUUGAGCGGACAUGGAUUGUGUUUAGGAGACUAAUAGGGGAUGACGUUAUUCGAAAUUAUUUAACUGAUAUACCGCGGCAUCCUGUAACUAUGCUCAUGGAAAUGUACCCUAAUAUGGUCACAUAUGGCAAAAUCGAAAUUCUUGAAAACAAACGAGUUCGUCUUGAGAUGAGUGUCAUGAAUGAACGUUUCACCGUAACUGCACGCAACAAGAAAGUUGCCCGAAUUACACUAGCUAAGAAAGCGCUGCGCCACUUCGAUCAAGUGAAACAGUGCGGAAAAGAUUUUCUUGGGGCUAUGGAGAGAAUCGCGAAGGAACUACAACUCUGAGAAGUUUGUCGUCAACUGGACGUGCGUCGUACUUCUUGGUUUUAAAAACAAUAUAACGACGCGCGAUAAUCUCAGGUAUCGCACUGCACAGACAGCACUUCUAUUUUGACCUUUGACAAUAGUGUCGAUAUGAUAACCGACUUCGACCUAGUAAUCAAAUGUCUGCAGUUAAAUGGCUGCGCUACCAUGUGACUCGAUGCCACAGGCUAGCAUAUAAGCUGUAUUUACCCUAGGUUUAGACACACCAUCUCGAAAAAGUGUACUCACAGCGGCGUCACAGCUAUCGGAUGAUGUUUCUUGUAGCGUUAGAAUAUUUCAUUACGGAUAAUAUAAUUUAUUAGUAAUUAAUAAUUUGCUGUUAUAUUUACAGUUUACUAUCUAUUAAAUAAGGCGAAGUUCUGUGUCGUAUGGUAAAGUUAAAAAACGUUUAAAACGUUAAAAAAAAGUUAAAAAAGCCAUUUUUUUAUGUAUAUGCCAUUAUAUAAAUGUUAAUUUUAUUUUUUAAUUUUUGUCGUUAACAGUAUUAUACACAUUAUAUCUAGCUUUAAUGAACAGUGAAAUAAAGUACUAUAGUUUUUACGAAACAUCAAAGUUUGUACACAACUCAUACUGCACAAUUCGUACGAACCUAAGAUAGUCAUUGUUCUUUGAUGCAUCCUUUUUAUGAGAAAUUACAGAUCUGUUAUGAUGCGUAUAGCAGCUGUUUCACUGAUAUCUUAUUUAAGUGUUUUUCCCUAUGCAGAUUUUUUUUAUUAGAAAGGUCUCCAAUAAAUGUUUGUUUCUUAUCAUGUGCCAGUGCUGCUAAGCACACAUUCCAUGAAAUCAAGAAUAGCUGAUAUUCUGAAAUAGAAGGAACCACUGCUACUGAGUGGAGACGCACUGAUAUCAUCUCCUAAAAGCAUAUGCGAAAAUUUUAAGAUAACUACAACGAUUUUUAUUAGAUCAGCGCUACAUUUUAUACGACUUGUAUAGAAAAUAACUCUUUAAAUUUGAAACUGAAUUUAUCGCUUCCAACGCUUAGCACUGUGUCAGGUUCUUCAUUCCAAUAAAUUUUUGAUGUUGGACUUUGAGCAUAAUGUUUCAGCCAUACCAGUAACAACUAUAUAAAAAGCAUCGAAUUCGUUUGUACUAAUCGUUAUCGCACACAAAUGGAUGAUGUCGUAAAGCAUGAAAAUGUUCAACGGGAAGUGUGUCAAUAGAUGUG